AUGGGUAAAGUGAGGAAACGAUGUCUACAAAAUUCGAACGGAGGAGCGGAUGUGAUUGAAAUCAGCAACGAGGAGGCAUUUACGAGGAAGACAAAAUUGCUUCAUUUCUUCAACCCCAAGUCAAUCCAAGUAAAGAAGGCGAAAGUGGAAGAGGAACAAGCAGAAAAUUGUCAACACGAAAGCAUUGCCAUGAAGACGACAAAGGCCUCUCCUAUGAAGGCCAUGACGUUUAAAUUUGCUUCGCUUGAUGUUGAUUUUGCCCCCUACUCAAGUUAUGGCUCGUUAUCCUAUAACACAAUGUCUACCGAAGAGCCAACUUGGGAGAUUAAUUUCAGAAAGGAACCAAUAAUUCACACUUCCUCAUCAAGUAAAUGGAGCGAUUUAUCGUUUGACGAACAGCCGCUAAAUGAGCCAGAUCAAAAAAUUGAAGUCUUAAAAGCAAAGCGCAAAAAACAAAAACAGAGUCAAAGUCUGGAGCCUCUUCCAUGGAGCCAACAGUUGGACUUGUUAGAUUGCCCAUUGUGGCAGGAUGAUUCACACCUGGUUCAAGCAAGAAAAAUUCUAUUACAAUGGCGAAAAAGGCUUGAUAAGGAACAAAAUGAACCUGUUGUGGCAUCUAAGUCAAAAAAGAAACAAAAACGACUGAAACAGUCAAGCGAUGACGAAGAUUGUGAAUCGGAUGAAGAGUACAAUCCUGAUGGCGAGUAUAACUCGAUAGAAAAUCCAGUGCUUUUCUAUGGACCCUCAACAUCGAAGGAAUUGUCGAUAUAUCGUUUAGCUGAGCAGUGUCGUUUUAAAAUCCUCGAGCUUCAUACUGGAGAUAAACGAGAUGGUGACAGUUUAAGGAAACGCAUAGAAGCUGCGGCCACUUCACAUAGGGUAAACCUAACGGAGAAGUCGUUGAACAACUUCUUUGCACAGCGAACAAAUUCUGGAGCUGAUGAAAAAAAAACGAAAGGCGAUCGAGAACAUACACUUAUUCUUGUUUCGAAUAUCGAUAUUUCAUUCCAAGUCGACUACAAUUUCAUCACAUCAUUGACCGCUGUUUUGGAAAACGUACAUGUGCCUGUUUUUGUUACGUGCAAAGACGAGAUAAAAUCCGGCCCGUUAAUUGACUUGCCUAACUUAUUGCAAAUACAAAUUCCGACGGUUGAUGAUAGCCCGGAAAUCCUUGAGAAACUUGCGGCCAACUCAAACUUCAAGUUGUCACAGGCAGAUUUCAGCAAAUUGUCAACGUUUUUUAACAACGAUCUCCACAAAUCUGCAAAUUGGUUGCAAUUUUCAUGUGCGACUCAUGGGAAAGUUUCGCUGCCUAUCGAUUUAAGAAAUAAAUUCGAUGAUCCUUUUCGCACUCACCUAAAGGGCGUAGACCAGGAGCUUGUUCCCUCCUGGAUUCAUAAGGAUCAUCACGAGGAAAAAUUCGAGAAAAGAAGCCGUUACCCUCAAAUUUUUGAAACUCUCAAGCCUACAACCGGAGAAGAAACAAAAUGGAGAAUGAUUUCCAAAUUUGUUGAAUCGCUCGAUUAUAUGGAAGGGAGGAAAGACUUGUGCACCGAUGUCCUCCCGAUGUUACAAGUGAUGAAUGUGUCCUACAGAAGUCAAAUCACCGGUAGAAGGUCACUGCAUUACUUCUCACAAACUCAAGGCAAUUCAUCAGUUAUCGACCGUAACGGACAACUACUACCACUUCUUGCUCAAUUUCAUAACAAUACUUCGAACAUUUUGCCAUCUAAUUUUACUAAACAU
Messenger RNA from Mesorhabditis belari, 1746 nucleotides. The record is from the annotation of a GenBank genome assembly. Lineage: Eukaryota; Metazoa; Nematoda; Chromadorea; Rhabditida; Rhabditidae.